AUGAUCAACCGACGUUUUGCCCUGGUGGCGCUGCUGCUGCUGCUAUUUGUCUGGAGCAUCAAGCUGCUGCCGCUGCAGGACUAUUCGAACUCAGCCUGGCGGACGGCCAAGCAGUCGCUGUCGACGAGCGGCGGCUUUGCGGGCAGCCGUUCCGGACACGCACCCUCGGCCGACUUUUUUGAGCAGGUGUUCUCGGUCGGCAGCCCGGCGCCGUACGAGUACGCAGCACUCAGCGAGGCGUGCGCGGCGGCCGACUGGGAGGCCGACGAGGCAUACCUCAACUGCGUCGGCAUUCUGGCCGGCAUGACCAGCAUCGUGUCGCAGGUCAAGGUCUGUCUGAAGAUGGCAGUCGAGACGGGCUCGCACCUGGUGCUGCCGCGCAUGCCGCUGCGCAGCUCGUCCGACCUGCUGGACUUCAACUUCUUCAACGAGGACGCCUACAUGCCGUACGACCGCUGGUUCGACGCCGACCACCUGCGCGCUCAGCUGGCACGCGCCUGUCCGCGCAUGCGCGUCGUGCAUCCCGACGAGCUCGACAGUCCGGCCGUCCCGGUCGCCCGUCGUCUCCAGGUCCUCUGCAGCGACGCCGUCGGCUACAACAAGCUGCACAGCUACUUCUGGGUCGGCCGGCCGUUCCGGUCCUUUUUUGUCGAGCAGUACCGCCAAAAGGUGGCCGCGAUGGCUCUGAACGAGGUCCCCCAGAAUACCACGGGCAUCACCGUCGUCGACAUCGACUCCGAGUUCAUGGUCUUCCGCAUCACCGACGACCCCACCGGCCGCGACCUCCGGCUCUGGACCGACCUGUCCCAUCUCGUGCGCUACCGCCAGGACGUGCGCGACAUUGUCGACCGCCUCGUCAGCCGCCUGCCGCCACCCGGUGCCUACUACGGCGUCCACUACCGCGCCGAGAACGACAGCAUCUGGAGCUCCGCCGAGCACCAGCUCGCCGUCGACCUCGACGCCCUCGAUCGUGCCUGGGCCCGCUUCGGCAACGGCGACAACGCCUCCCGCCCGCUCGUCUACCUCGCCUGCGGCGACGCCCUGCAGGUCGAGCGCUUCGUCGCCGCGGCCGCAGAGCGCGGCUGGCCUGUCACCCACAAGUGGCGCCUCGCCCGCCAGGACGGCGACGAGACCACCGCCAGCCUCAUCGACGCCCUCGCCUUUGACUUCCAGGGCGCCAUCGACAUGGGCGUCAUGGUCCGCAGCGGCUUCUUCAUCGGCAUCCAGGGCAGCGCCUUCUCGUCUACCCUGGCCAACCAGCGCGACAUCACCGGCCGUUACCGUGGCAGCUCUUUGGACGUGCCUGACGAUGGCGCCCGCUCUCAUCUGUUCAACGACCUCGACGCUAACGAGUACGCCUGCUGUCUGUAG
Messenger RNA from Grosmannia clavigera kw1407, 1371 nucleotides. RefSeq lists its product as uncharacterized. Lineage: Eukaryota; Fungi; Ascomycota; Sordariomycetes; Ophiostomatales; Ophiostomataceae. The record is from RefSeq and is a predicted model, not a curated record. The coding region runs from base 1 to 1371 and encodes 456 amino acids. The transcript has a single exon.